AUGACUCGUGAUAAUCCCAAAGAUGUCAGUACUGCAGGUGCAAAGGAUAUUUUAGAGGUUUUAAACCUACUUAAAGGAGGAGAAGAGAAGAUAUCGGAAGUUGAACUUAAGUUAGACGAAAUGGAAAAGAAGAUGGACACUCUAUUAGCUGAGCUAGAAGAUCUACACAAAGAUAAUAAUGGUUUGGCGAAUGGUCAUGAUCAAAAAUAG
Molecule: messenger RNA, 210 nt
Organism: Saccharomyces mikatae IFO 1815
Lineage: Eukaryota; Fungi; Ascomycota; Saccharomycetes; Saccharomycetales; Saccharomycetaceae
Gene: CMI7
Product: Cmi7p
Exons: 1
Coding region: 1-210 (69 amino acids)
Source: RefSeq, a predicted model, not a curated record